UUCUGAUUGGCCUGCCUGUGAAGCUGCGAUCAGUAGAACCUGCGGAGUGGCGGGCAGUGUUUAGUGUCCGUUCAGACAUGGCAAGCGUUCACGACAGCUUGUAUUUUAACCCCAUGAUGACCAAUGGCGUCGUGCAUGCCAAUGUGUUUGGUAUUAAGGACUGGGUGACCCCGUACAAGAUCUCUGUGCUAGUGCUGCUGAGUGAGAUGACCAAGAACACGGAGAUCACCGUGGUGGAAGAGAGGCGGCUGAACAAGCACAUCCUGCCGCUUCUCCAGGGUCCUGACAUGUCGCUUUCAAAGCUGAUUAAGAUAGUCAAUGACUGCUGUCCAAAUGUGGCAAGCUCUGUGCAAAUCAGGAUAAAGCUCAUGGCAGAAGGGGAGCUAAAAGACAUGGAGCUGUUUUUUUAUGAACUUUCAGACUCCUUCUCAGGGACUGAACCUGAUGUGCACAAAACUAGUGUUGUGGGUCUAUUUCUUCGCCACAUGAUCUUGGCCUACAACAAACUUUCCUUUAGUCAGGUCUACAAAUUGUACACCUCCCUGCAGAACUACUUCCAGUGUGAUAAAGCGAAGACAACCUCAAAAACAGAGAAUGAAGAGGCAGAAAUGGAGCUCGCCAACACUGAGGAAGAUGAAGAGGAACAAGAAUUAAGUGAAGAACGAGAGAUGGAGAAAGAAGACCUCGACUGUCCUAUUGGAGAAGAAGAGUUAGCAUGUAACGGACCUCUGUCCCAAAAACAAGCAGAGUAUUUUUUGUCACACCAGGCCUCAUUGCUGAAGAAUGAUGAAAGUAAAGCUUUGUCACCUGUCCUUUUGCAAACAGAGUUGAACAAUCUGCUAAAGUUUAACCCAGACUUUGCUGAAGCUCAUUAUCUUAGCUAUUUAAAUAGUCUACGUGUCCAAGAUGUGUUUAGUUCAACUCACAGCCUGCUUCACUACUUUGACCGUCUAAUCCUCACUGGCGCAGAAAGUAAAAGCAACGGAGAUGAAGGUUAUGGACGGAGCCUACGAUAUGCUGCACUCAACCUGGCUGCACUCCAUUGUCGCUUUGGACAUUAUCAUCAAGCAGAGCUGGCCCUGCAAGAAGCCAUAAGGAUAGCCCAAGAAUCAAGUGACCAUGUCUGCCUACAGCACUGUCUGAGUUGGUUGUACAUAUUGAAAAGCAGAAAAGGUGAAGACAGCAGCGUUUUACUGGAACACUCCGUAAAGAAAGCUGUCCACUUUGGGCUGCCAUACCUCGCUUCCCUUGGCAUUCAGUCUUUGGUCCAGCAACGGGCAUUUGCAGGAAAGACUGCAGAUAAACUUAUGGACGCACUAAAAGACUCCGACCUCCUUCACUGGAAGCACAGUUUAUCUGAGCUUAUUGACAUUAGCACUGCUCAGAAGACUGCAAUCUGGAGAUUAUAUGGGCAAAGCACGAUGGCAUUGCAGCAAGCACAGAUGCUCCUCAGUAUGAACAGUUUGGAAUCCGUUAACGUAAACGUCCAACAGAAUAACACUGAAUCAUUUGCUGUAGUUUUGUGUCAUCUUGCAGAGCUACAUGCAGAACAGGGUUGUUUUGCUGCUGCUUCUGAGAUCUUAAAACAUUUAAAAGAAAGGUUCCCUCCAAAUUCCCAACAUGCAAAGCUGUGGAUGCUGUUUGAUCAGAAAAUUCAGUUUGAUAGAGCAAUGAAUGAUGGAAAGUAUCACAUUACUGAAUCACUUGUGACUGGAAUCACAGCCUUAAACAGCGUAGAGGGAUUGUACAGGAAAGCCAUUGUUCUGAAAGCACAAAACCAAACAGCAGAAGCUCAUAAAAUUCUACAGGUGCUGCUUACUCACUGUCAGAAAGUAAAGAACAUUGAGAUGGUAAUCAGAGUCCUUCUGUCUUUAGCGGAGCUCUACUGGAGAUCUUCAUGUCAUCCAGUGGCACUGCCUGUUCUACUCCAAGCACUAGCUCUAUCUAGGGAGUACCGCUUACAGUACUUAGCCUCUGAGACAGUGCUCAAUUUGGCUUUUUCACAGCUUAUGCUUGGCAUCCCAGAACAAGCAUUGAAUAUUCUGCACAUGGCAAUAGAGCCCAUUCUGGCUCAUGGCGCAGUCCUGGAUAAGGGGCGGGCAAUGUUUCUUGUGGCUAAGUGUCAAGUAGCCUCAGCAGCAUCAUAUAAUCCCCAGAAAAAGACUGACGCAUUGGAAUCGGCCAUACUUAAUCUGAACGAAGCUAAAGCUUACUUUACUAAAGUGGACUGUAAAGAACAGAUUCGAGACAUCCUGUACUUGCAAGCCAGACUGUACAAUAGUUUAGGAAAAAUCCAAGAGAGGAACAAGUGCGCCAUGCUCUUCCGACAGAUACAUCAGGAGCUGCCCUGCCAUGGGGUGUCAUUGUUAAUCCGCCUGUAAAGAUUUUCAAAUUGCCAGGCAAGGUUUACUGUUUAUUUUAUUGCUUAAUAGCAUACUAAAAGGUUCUAUCAUCCAAUGGUGAAAUCCCGCUCUGUGUGCAGCACUCUAUUCUAAAAUACCAUACCAGGCAAUAAAAAAAUAUUGGAUCGGUGAAUCACAGGCAAAUGCUCUGUAACUGGUUAUUAAAUUGUCAUACACUGAAAUUAAAUAUCCAUGAUGGAUAUGGUUUCCUACUGAUGCAAAUAUUGCUCAUGUGCAUUGGGUAUAUUCUUAUUAGAGAGAGGUCAGAUACAACUGAGCAAAAUAUAAAAAUGACUUUACCUGUUAUGACUAGCAAGACCUUCUCACCUGCUUAAAGUGAACCUGUCAGAUCCAACAAAACCUUUUUUUUUAUAUUACUCAGUAUCUAGUCCUGACAAUGUACAGCUAUUUUUGUGUCUAGCACCAUUAUUAUUUAUUUAUUACACUUUUAUUGUAGCUCACUUGCUUGAAAUCCUCUCAAAGGGAUGGGGCGUGGCCUCCCUGUGCAUUCCUCAGCCCCCUACCUCAGUAUGCUGUCCUGUCAGUUCAUCUCCUAGCAUCAGCAAAACUACAGUAUGUCCUCACUGUCAGGGCAUGCUGGGAGUUGUAGAUUUGCUAAGAGAGAUGUGAGCAGGCAGAUGGUUAAAUUUCCUCUAGCAUUAGCAAAACUACAACUUCCAGCAUGUCCACACUGUCAGGGCAUGCUGGGAGUUGAAGUAUUGCUAAUCCUGUGAGCGGCAGCGGUGGGCAGACAUGUGAACGGCACGGCAGGCAGCUAUGUGAUUGCCAGCGGCAAUAUGAGCGGUGGAGAGGGGGAUGACUAGUGUGCAGCGCAAUCCCGAGAGCUGCACCAGCCGGCAACAACUGUUUUCCCCUGUGCGCUCCUAGCACUCACAGCAUCAGUGAUGCUAGGAGCGCUCUGAUGUCGGCUGUUGUGGAGCUCUGCUGUGGUGAACACUCCUGUGUCCCUCUCAGCUAACAGAAUCUGGAGGGAAGCAGGAGUUUUCACUAUACCAACAGGGCAGCUAUUUACUUACCCUGCGCUCCGAGCGCAGCAGAGCCAUGUCCUGUGUGUCCACCCAUCAUCAUGAUGCUGCCUCUGAACUCAUUGGUGUCCCAGCAGGUAUUGGUACCCCUAGUAGCCAGACUUUUAAGCCCUGAUUUCUACAAAAUUUAAAUAAAAAUGUUCUAAUUAAGUAUAUUAGAAAAGUUAACCCCUUAAGGACACAGCCCAUUUUGACUUUAAGGACACAGCAAAUUUUAUUUUUGCAUUUUCGUUUUUUCCUCCUCACCUUCUAACAAUCCUAACGCUUUUAUAUUUUCAUCCACAAGCUAGUGUGAGGGCCUGUUUUUUGCGCAACCAGUUUUCCUUUAUGACAUCACUCACUUUACCAUAAAAAUGUAUGGUGAAAUUUAAAAAAUUCUAUUUGUGUGGGGAAAUUGAAAAGAAAACUCCAAUUUAGCAAAUUUUGGGAGGUUUCGUUUUCACUCUGUACACUCUGACAUGUCUUCUUUAUUCUGUGGGUCAAUAUGAUUAAAAUGAUACCCAGUAUUGCAUACUUUUCUAUUAUUGUACCGGUUUAAAAAAAAAAAAAAUCUCAAACCUAUUUUGACGACCUAUAACUUUUCCACUCUUUUGUAUAAGCGGCGGUAUGAGGGCUCAUUUUUUGCGCCGUGAUCUGUACUUUUUUUUGGUACGUAUAUUUGGUGCAUAUAAAAAUUUUAAUAAAUUACAUUUUUUUUUUUGAUAUCUGACAAAAAAGCAAAUUUUUUUUAUUUUUAUAACGUUUACACUGUUCACCCAAUAUCAUUAACAUUAUAUUUACUUUUUUUUUUUACACUUUAAUAGUCCCCACUAGGGUAUAGCACUGAUCAGUGUUAUCGGCUAUCUUCUGCUCUGCUCGAUCUCAGACCAGAGCAGAAGACCCCUGGAGACGGCCGGAGGCAGGUGAGGGGACCUUCGGCCGCCAUGCUGGAUGAUCGAAUCCCCACAGCAGCGCUGCGGGCGAUCCGAUCAUUCAUUUUAGUGACUGCACUGCCGCAGGUGCCGUGACCUGUGUUGAUCACGGCAUCUGAGAGGUUAAUGGCACACAUCAGCGCAAUCGCUGAUUGGCGCCGUUACCGGCGGGUCCCAGGCUGCUAAUAGCAGCCAGGACCUGCUGUGUAUGACCCGAGCAUCGGUCCGAUGCUCGUGGUCAUGUACAGGGCAUAAAUGUACGUCCUGGUGCAUUAAGUACCAGGGCACUAGGAUGUACAUUUACGUCCUAUGUCGUUAAGGUUGUUAAUGUGUUGCCAAGAUGUUUCUACAUGCUCUUCCAGAUAGGUCAUCAAUAUCAGAUCGGUGGGGUGUUGACACUGAGCACCCUUACCAUUCAACUCUGUUCCAGGUCCACAAAGCUGACAUGCACAGUGAAACAGACAAAAGCAGACUGCUCCAUACAUUGUGUAUUGGCCAUGCUGGGUUACUGCAACUUAUCUCCUAUUGACUUUAGUUGUUGCAAUAGAAUCCAAACUGUUGUAAAUAAGCAUGGCCAUAUUGUGCUUCUGGCUCUGUUCUCUUCAUCUGUAGCAUCUACAGACUCUGGUAACCAGCUGAUUGGCAGGUCCCCACAUGUCAGCACCCCAUCAAUCUGAUCUUGAUGCAGGAGAUCAGGCCAUCAAUACAUUUUGCCUGGAAAGCUGCAUUAGUGGUAUUAAUUCAAUCUUUGUCAUUACUACUGGCUUGAAUUUGUGGUUUUCUAUACAAUUGUUUAUUAGCUACAAGCUGAGUCACAGGUUUGCUACAAACCAUGGAUACUGUUGGGAACCAAAUUUUCUCAACCUUUUAGGUUGAUGACUAUCAAUAAAUAUUCCUGUAGUCUCAAGGGAUAAUGUCUUAUUAAUACUGGCUGUAAUUCCCUGGUGCGAGAUUUUGCACUGGAAGAUUUAUGUAAUAUGUAUGUAUAAAUAUGCUGUGUCAGCAUUGCUUUACUCACAGUUGUACAUAAAGUAUUGUGUAAUAAA
Molecule: messenger RNA, 5405 nt
Organism: Hyla sarda
Lineage: Eukaryota; Metazoa; Chordata; Amphibia; Anura; Hylidae
Gene: ANAPC5
Product: anaphase promoting complex subunit 5
Exons: 17
Coding region: 78-2381 (767 amino acids)
Biological process (GO): protein K11-linked ubiquitination; anaphase-promoting complex-dependent catabolic process; positive regulation of mitotic metaphase/anaphase transition
Cellular component (GO): anaphase-promoting complex
Molecular function (GO): protein binding
Source: RefSeq, a predicted model, not a curated record